Molecule: messenger RNA, 2054 nt
Organism: Centruroides sculpturatus (bark scorpion)
Lineage: Eukaryota; Metazoa; Arthropoda; Arachnida; Scorpiones; Buthidae
Product: E3 ubiquitin-protein ligase DTX4-like
Exons: 9
Coding region: 82-1740 (552 amino acids)
Biological process (GO): Notch signaling pathway; protein ubiquitination
Cellular component (GO): nucleoplasm
Molecular function (GO): zinc ion binding; ubiquitin protein ligase activity
Source: RefSeq, a predicted model, not a curated record
UCAGGGUAUUUCCCAAAACAACAGAUAAAAAACAAAAUGGCUGCCGUUACAUUAUCGUCUGGUUUGACAAUCUCGUAGAAAAUGACAAACGAAACCGAAUUAAAGUCCGUAGUUUGGGAAUGGAUGAAUGACCGAUGUAAAUGGACCUCUUAUUCGCCAGAAGUUUGCCAUUUAUUAGAACGUGCACACGAAAGGGGGCUGAAUUUAGUCUGUUUGGGUGACGUCGAAUCUCGUCUGAAGUCUUACAACGUCAAUUUAAGGGAAUUUCAACAAGUUUCCGAAGUCACCGGAUACAGACGUGCCGUUCGGAGAAAAUUGUUUAGUAGUAACAGCGUGGCGGCUUCGGGCGUGUGUUGGCAGUGGGCUGGAGACAAAGCGGGACAAUGGUUCAUCUUUGAUAUGGACAUAGCCGCCAUUAUCGAAGAUGCUUUCGCUCAGGGUCUUGGCUUCAUUGACUUAAGCAAAAUUUCCAGUAGCUAUUCUUACAGUAUCAAUUUUAAAACCAUGUCUCAGAAGAGUACUCGUACCGGUUUUGAACGACCCGUCAGGCGGACAGUCUCUUCCCCCUAUCCAUUGGUCAGGCACGCGACGAAAUCCUCCACAGUCUCCACAGAUGUUGGUUCGCCACCAAAGUCUCCCGUCUGUACUGACUCUCCUCCGGCAAAGAACACGAGAUCGAAGAGUCAGAAGAAGAGCCUAAUGAAACAUUUUUCUAAUUUUGCCAAUAAGAUUGUGAAAUUGGCAUCGACUGGUGAAGAUGAUUCCAUCGACGGAGACGCGGAGAGAUCCAUCUCUGAUAGAAGUGUUGACGGUGCGUCCAAUAGCACUUCGGAAAUUCUUCCUCUCUGCGACAAGAAAACCACUAACUCUAGAAAAGAAGCCAGAGGAAGAAAAAAAUCAAAAGCGCAAAGUAAAGCCGGACCAUCAAACAGUAAAUCAUUAAAAACUCAGUCGAAAGACUUUCCAAAUGUGCCGUAUCGUCACUCAUUUUUUGCUGGUGAAGUAAAACCGGUACCAGGUAUUAAGCCACCAAAGACUACAAGAAGCAAUUCGACCUCCGAAGACCUGUCGUCGGGUAAAAUAGAUGGAGAGGAGGUGAUUGGGCAGUUCGCUUCCGUUCAGGAUCCUAAUGGCACGACAGAGGAAUGCAUCAUCUGCUGUGAAAAUCUGUCCGUCCAUUCGCCUUACGACAACACGGGUUUAGUCAUCACACUACGUUCCUGUCUUCACACUUUUCACAAAGCGUGCCUCAAAGCUAUGUAUAACAGUGGAACUCAGGACGGUCACCUACAGUGUCCAACCUGCAAGACCAUUUACGGUAUAAAACGAGGCAACCAACCUCGGGGAACCAUGGACUUUCACGUCAUACCCUGCUCCUUACCCGGGUAUCCCGAAUGUGACACCAUCUCCAUCAUCUACAACAUUCCGCCCGGCAUACAGGGACCGGAGCACAUUCAUCCCGGCAGAAGAUACACCGCCAGAGGAUUUCCGCGGGUCUGUUACUUACCAAAUAACAAAAAAGGCAGAAAGGUGCUGAGUCUCCUGGUUAAGGCUUGGGAAAGACGUCUCAUCUUCACGGUCGGUUCUUCGGCCACCACGGGGGAAGACGACACAGUCACGUGGAACGAGAUCCAUCACAAGACCGAACUUUCCUCCAACUAUUCGGGACACGGUUGGCCGGACGUGCAGUAUCUGGACAACGUCCUGGCAGAACUGGCUCUGCAGGGCGUCACGGAAUAGACUAUGUCUUAUCUAAACUCCCGGCCACUGCACCGUUGUAUAUAUAUUUUUCUUUGUUCACCGAGGCCACGAUUUGUAGCGGAAAUCACUACAAUUUAAAUUUGUGCACAUAAGAGACCACUAGGCAUUCACAGUUACAUUUGUAUUCUUUGUUACUACCUGUUUGCAUGUUCACUAAAACUGGACUUUCAACUGUGUUUAAAAAUUACAGAAUGUGACUUUAUCAGUGUUGCAAUAAAGAUUAUUAUUUUAAAAUUAUUAUAUUUGCUUAUCUGUCAAACAAUGAUGAUUGUUCGACAGAUAAUUGAUACAAA